Molecule: messenger RNA, 1126 nt
Organism: Protobothrops mucrosquamatus (brown spotted pit viper)
Lineage: Eukaryota; Metazoa; Chordata; Lepidosauria; Squamata; Viperidae
Gene: OTULINL
Product: OTU deubiquitinase with linear linkage specificity like
Exons: 7
Coding region: 76-1002 (308 amino acids)
Biological process (GO): protein linear deubiquitination
Cellular component (GO): cytoplasm
Molecular function (GO): cysteine-type deubiquitinase activity
Source: RefSeq, a predicted model, not a curated record
GUACAGUCUUGAAGCAGAACUGACUGCCACUCCUAUUCCCUGUUACAAGCAGCAUAAGAAGAAUUUGGGUUAACUAUGACAGUUUUUGCUACUGCUCUUUGGUUUUGUAGGCAACUGUGUGCAUAUCUAGCUUAUCUCCUGAAAAGGUGCAGCAGAUAUCUACAGAGAAUAUUCACAAAUAACCGAAGUGUUUGGGGCGAAACUGAUUUACUCGCUUUCUGUGCAAAAGAAUGGAAAGGAGAAACAGAGCAGGCAAAACAAAUGAGAGAGUGUUACAAAACAUUAUUUUGGAGGUACCAUGUGAAAUGUAUCAGACAGGUCAGUGGAGAUAAGUACUGUUUACUAAGAGCUGUGCUAUUCCAGAUAUUCAGCCAAGGUCUCCCUCUUCCAUCAUGGACUAAGGCCACAGAUAUACUAAAGCUCCCUGAAAAACUUCUUUAUUCACAAGGAUGUAAUUGGAUCCAACAGUACAGCUUCGGAUCACAACAAUAUACAGGUUCAAAUACACUAGGAAAAUUACGUAAAUGUAUUGAAGCAUUAAAAGGACAGUGGAUGGAAAUCAGUGGUAUUAAGGAUCAAGCUCAACGACAUAAUUUUUGCAAUGCACUUUUUACCGGUGGAAGCAUGGAGCAUAAGUGCUAUGAGGCCAUAAAAUUCAUCAUGCUCUAUCAAGUAAUAGAAGCUUAUGAAUGCUUGGCCAGUAACCAGGAAUGCAUUCCAAACUUUUUCAGUGACCUUUUUAGACGGGAUACUUCUUUGGACCCUUUAAGUUACAUGAUGAAUCAUCUGAAUUCAAUAGGGGACAGAAGAGGUCUUGAUCAGAUUGAUCUGUUUCUCCUUGGGCAUUCUCUUGAAAUAAAAAUAAUAGUUUAUAGGUUGUGUAAGAUUAAUACCAAAGAUUUCCUAGAAACGUACACAGAUGAAUAUCAGAGGGAUUGGCACGAGGUUCUCCUUCUAACUGAAGAUGACCGUCAUUAUCACAUUCCUGUUGCUAAGAUAUGACUUUUUCAGGCUGACAAAUAUUUCCACAUCAAACCCUUCUGAAGAAAUUUGUUCAGAUGAAUGGCAUACUGUAUUUAAGAAAUAUCUCUGCUAAAUAAAAAUAUGUAUGAAAGAGUUGUUGGCC